Molecule: messenger RNA, 13805 nt
Organism: Phalacrocorax carbo (great cormorant)
Lineage: Eukaryota; Metazoa; Chordata; Aves; Suliformes; Phalacrocoracidae
Source: RefSeq, a predicted model, not a curated record
CCUCCCCGGCCGUAGGCGCGGGCAGCCGCGGGGCCGCCGCCGGCCGGAGCGGAGCGGAGCGGGGCCGGCGAUCAGGGCGGCGGCGCGGGGGACGCGAGGGGCCGGCGGCCGCCACCCGGCCCCCAGGCGGCGCGGAGCCGAGCGGGGGGAGUGGAGCGGAGCGCGGCGCCUGCCGCUGCCUGGAUGCCAGAGGCGCUUCGGGAGUCGGCGGCCGGCGGCACCCGGGAGGGCCCGGGGGAGGAGGAAGAGGAGGAGGAGGAGGCGGCGGCGGCGGCGGCGGAGGAGGACGACUCCGGGCACGGAGGGGAGGAAGCAGGCAGCGCUGGCCAUGGCCUCCAACUUUAACGAUAUAGUCAAGCAGGGCUACGUGAAAAUCCGCAGCAGGAAGCUGGGGAUUUUCAGGCGUUGUUGGUUGGUUUUCAAGAAGGCUUCCAGUAAAGGACCCAGGAGGCUAGAAAAAUUUCCAGAUGAGAAGGCAGCAUAUUUCAGGAACUUUCACAAGGUAACUGAGCUGCACAAUAUCAAAAACAUAACUAGAUUGCCUCGAGAGACAAAGAAGCAUGCAGUGGCAAUUAUCUUCCAUGAUGAGACGUCAAAGACAUUUGCGUGUGAGUCAGAACUAGAGGCAGAGGAAUGGUGCAAACAUCUUUGCAUGGAGUGUCUAGGAACCAGGCUCAAUGAUAUAAGUCUUGGGGAACCAGAUUUGCUUGCUGCUGGAGUCCAGAGGGAACAAAAUGAACGAUUCAAUGUAUAUCUUAUGCCUACACCAAAUUUAGAUAUCUAUGGGGAAUGUACAAUGCAGAUCACACACGAAAACAUCUAUCUCUGGGACAUCCACAAUGCCAAGGUCAAGCUGGUCAUGUGGCCUCUGAGCUCUUUGAGGAGAUACGGACGUGACUCAACAUGGUUCACAUUUGAGUCUGGAAGGAUGUGUGACACAGGAGAAGGGCUGUUCACCUUUCAGACACGAGAAGGGGAAAUGAUAUAUCAGAAAGUCCAUUCUGCAACGCUGGCAAUAGCAGAGCAACAUGAAAGAUUAAUGAUGGAGAUGGAGCAGAAGGCACGGCUCCAGACCAGUCUCUCUGAACCGAUGACAUUAUCCAAGUCGAUCUCACUUCCUCGUAGUGCAUAUUGGCAUCAUAUCACCCGGCAGAACAGCGUUGGAGAAAUCUACAGUUUACAAGGUCACAGCCUUGGCUCGGCGAAGGUGUCCCGGGCACAGACAUUUCCCAGCUACCCCUCGGAGCAGGGUGAGGAGCACCAGCAGUCCCUCUCGCUGUCCAGCAGCUACGCCUUCAGCUACGGCUCAGGCUUGGUGCCAUGACAGCUGGGGGCGGCCGGCCGAGAGAGACAGUCAAGCCUGGAGCCUGCCGCCAGGGCCGGGGAGCCACCGGCCCCCUCUGCACCCACCAUUUGCCGUGAAAACUGAUGCCUACCAGCUCCAGCCGGGUCACUGCCAAGGCGGAAACCUGGAGAGGCGGCUUCCCUGAAGCAGAGGCUAAGUCUUUAUUUAUUUAUUUUGCCGUUCCUUUUGUCUAUAACGUUCAGGAAGGAGGGGGGUGGGGGGGGAAGGGAACACAUUCGUGUUGUGAGAAAGUGGUGGAAACAAACGAAACUGUGUUGAUGUGAAGGUUUCUGCAUGACCGGAGAAGGCCCAUUCUGGGGCUCCAUCACGAUGGCGCAUUCGACAUCGGGGCCUUCCUACCCGCCUCCACCAGCAGGCCGGCCCAUCUUCACCCGUAACAUUUUUAGGUCCUUGCCACAGCCCACCGAUUCCCGUUGGAGUGGCUGAAACAUCACCGAUUCGAGAUGCAGCUUCAGCGCUGCAGGGGUCACCUUCAUAUCCAAGCGAGUUCUCUCAUUACCCUAGAAGGUGGUCAGGUGUUUUUCGAGCCAGGCACCAACAGAUACUGGAGUAGCAGGCUAAUACAUUUUGUUGGGAAUAGAGUUCGAUGCGUUAAGGUAAGGUUAUCGCCUGGUAUGACUCUAAUCUUAAAUUCCUGGGGCACAAAUUCAUCCCUUACUAAUUGGCACAUAAUUCUCAUGACACCCCUGAGAGCUGUGAACGUCCACAUCAACACCACAGUCUCGUCCUCAGAACUGCUGCGAGGUGUCCUUAUUUGCAAAUCAUUUAGGUAACCGUGCCUGCAAGCCUAACUUUAAAAAGCGGGAAAACUGUUCUCAGAAAAAUAAAAGCGGGCCACAUCCCCAGCUGGUGACUGCCUGUGCCAUGGCUGGGCCAGAUACGGUAGAGCUGAGCUCUGGGCUUGUCUUUCUGGUCAGCGUUACUUUGAUUUUCUCUGUUUACUUCUCAAAUUUCUGUUUUAGAUGCACAUUGUACCUUGUACGAUCAUGUGUCAAGCAUCGGUUUACUUUGAAAAAGAGGAUGAGUACAUCUCAAUGAAAAUUUUCUGUCUUUGGAAGAGGUCUUUAAAAAAUGAACUCUAGUAGGUGUGUUUGUAAUCAGUAAUGAAGGAAUAAGUUGGAAGGCAUACCUGUAGGUGGGGAACAAGUUUUAUCUAUCCUGAACAUUUAGAUUUUUGUAAGUGGUAUCGAACAUUUCUGUACUUCUUGUGAUGCCCUGAAAUGUUUGAAAUUGUGGGGAGAAAUAUCUGCCCUCUUACUAUGAUCUGAGCAGCCUUGUGUUCUGUUCCCAGUGUGAAAUGAUGCCAUGAUUACCAGACGGAUUCGUCUCAUUAGUUUUUUCUCAGGACAGGUUGAGGAAGCAUAUCAAGGAGGAGACACAUAGACUUUUUUCCAAUGAAACAAUCAGUUUUAUGUACCAUAAUUUAACUGAAAAAAAAAAGUGCUGUUGGGUUGUUUUAUAUAUGCACAUAUAUAUAUAUGUAUUAAAAAGUAUGGAAGAAACUUCUGCUUUUGAUUAAGCAUUUACUGAUACAGUAUGUCCAGCUUUUCUCCAACCAUUUUCCAGGCUAAGAGACCUUGCAGACUUACAGCUUUCUACACCUCAGUGAACAGCUACUGAAUAAAAAAGCUUUGUGAUCCGCUUGAAUGCAACACUUCUACCCCACCACAAUCAGCUUUAUUUUUUCCUCUUUUCCCCUGUCUCAUUCACUACCUCUUUUCCUUCUCACAGUGCUGCCAUACUCAGGAAUAGAACGGCUCCCUACAGAUUAUUUUGAUGAGCUAAAAUGAAAAAUUGCUCUCCCACGCUGUCAGGGAGCUGUACCCAUGGUGCUCUCUGAGCUGUACCCAUCAAGGAAGCUUCAUUCACACAUUCAUUUAAGAAAAAAAUUUGGUUGACAUUUUGCUUUGGGAAAAUUUCCAGUUUGCAAAUGUUACAUGCAAAAUGGGAUACAAAAAGAUAGAUACUCUCCUGGUGUAAUUCUGUUAUUAAAUGCAGCUUUGCCAAAUACACGCCUUUUGAGGAACUGGCCAGUUGUUUUUAUUCCUAUACAACUGCAAUUCUUUCACUUGCCCUAAAAGUAUACAUUUUCUUUAAAAUUCCUUAGGUUCAGUUUCCAAUAUGUUCUGCAGAUUUCUAUGCUGUGUCCAUGUAACUGUCUUCCUCUGUGUCGUGACUUGAGUACUUAUGUAUUUCACACAAUCUAAAAGUGGGGAAAAGGCAAAACAGGAGAGUAUGAGAACUGCUUUGUAGUUCCAGUGCCCAUAUACUUUAAGAACCUAUCUAAAUCCUGAAGUUAGUGCUUUAGCUAUGUUUAGAUAAAAAGCCUAAGAUCUACAUAGUGUGCUCUUUCUAUUUCCUGGGGAACAGUUGCUCUCUGUCACAGAUGGUUUUGUCUUCCUAUGCAGUGCAUGAAUAUUGUCUAGUUAAUGAAAAUGUAGAUGCUAUUUCCAAAACACACACAAAAAAAGGGGGCGAUUGGCCAUGUAUAGGAGUUUUACUAAAUAUUUUGCUUUCAUUACAUAAUACAACUAUCCUCUCAACUCAUACAUUUAUAAACAUCUGUGAAGUCUCAUCUUGUAGCAAUAGUCAGAAACUUUUAACUCUAGGACAAAGCUGGAGAAAGCAACCAGCAAAAAGCAAACCUGACCUACUGGGAGCCUAUUUCUUGUAGAGAAUAAAUGUAACCAUGCUGGAAGUUGUAAAUAAGGAUGCAACUUCACAGUGUACUGUAAUCGUACAAUCUAAGAAAACUGGGCACCUGAAGCACAAAGAUAUUCAGCAGCUGGUGGAUCUUGCCAUUAGUGCCAGUCCACAACAGAUGAUAUCACUGUAACAUUUCUGUAUUUGCACAGCUUCCAGAAAUGUUCCUCAGAAAAGCUCUAUGAGAACCAGGCAGGCACUGCACCAACAGUUUGCCAGAAAAUUCUGUUUUCAUGGAAUUGCUUUAAUUCCUGGCAUAUGCCUGUCGAUAAUCUAAGUGAUUCCCCACUGAGACUACUUUGUACAGCUCCUAGUGCUUCUGCCAGAAGGAAGACUCUCUUUUGGCACACGUGGUAGAGCUGCUUGCCUAGAGACUACGAGGGCCUUUAAAUAGGCCCAGGGACCCCAUGGGUCCCUGUUCAAGUCUCGGCUUUCUUCAUGUGCAAGGCACACAGAUAAUGUGUCUACUCCUGACCCAAGAGGAGCUCUCUGUUUUCAGCUAAUGAGCUGUGAAGAGAUGGAGGGCAGAAAAUGUCUUCAGUGGUAACCAGGUGCAACUGGUACAAAUGGAACUUAGCAUUAGUACAUUAUAAAAUAGAAGAAAUAAUAUAAGGCUGUCGCUUUCAUUUUGGUUCUGAUGAUGUGUUAGGAAUAUAUAACCGUAACCAUGAUUUAAAUUUUUAAAAAAUGACUCUUGAUAACAAUAUAUUCACCCCUAUGAACAAAUAACACACAGCAUUACUAAAUAUAGUUAUUAACAUAUCUUAACUGUGAAAAUUAUAGAUUGAUGCAUGCUGGUUCUUUUGAUUUUGUAGUCACUUGGUGCAGAAAAGGAGAAAUUGAAGGAGACUGGUAAUAAAUCACCAAAUGGUGCUAAGGUACUUGAGUAGACGCAUUUUUUAAACAGCUACAUUUUAUUAUUGAUAGUUUAAAUCAUCCGUGAGUAUACUCUUUUGAAAUAAUUUUGCCUGCCUAUGUAAAGGAAAAAGAAAAUCUUGUCACAUAGAGUUUGCUGUCUUACUGAGUAGAUGUGUAGACUUUCCUUUCUGUGGUAGGCUCUGAUUCCAGCUCCUCACAUGUUCUUGGUGGUAAUUUUGGUUUUGUUUUUUCCCCUAUAGCUAGCAAGUAAAACUUGGAAAUGUAUUGAUAAACCAAAGAAGUUUGCAACUUCGCAACUCUUUUUUGUUUUGACAAAAGUCUACCAGACAUUUCGGGAAAAUAAUUAAUUUUACAACACACGACUAGAAAUCCUGUUGCGAAGCAGCAAACACAUUUCUAAUCAAGUCUUGUCCUACGCUAAUAACACUUUGCUGGAGGAGGAGUUGAAAUUUAAGAUCUGAGGUCAAAAGUCUUUUAAAGUGCUCUCUAUAGCAAUAAUUUAAUUACAACAUACAGAUUUCAGGCACUCAUUCAUUUAGGGGUCGCUCAGUGCAGGCAGUCUGUGAAGACCCUUACUUGUUCAUGGCAAAGAGAAAAAAAAAAAAAAAGCAUUAAUCAGAUCUCUGUAUUGCACUUAUCAGAAAAGGAAUGAACUUCAUGCUUGUUCAGCUCUCCAGUCAAAAAGGCAAUACUAUAAGGAGUAGUGAUUUUUGAGACAUUUCAUCUCUAGGAACUGACAAAGACCAUCAGCCUGUAGCAUAUAAACCUCUACUCAGACUUAGCUCACCAGCCACAUUUUUUGCUAGUUUUCAUCUGGUAACCUAGAAACUGCAGGGUGGUAUUCCAUAAGAAAAUAGAAAUCUCUUGAAUGGCUGUGCUUUUUAGCAUGAAAUACAGCAUUAUUUACAACUGUUUCUUCCUAAAAGAAAAAGAGGAAGGUGUUCCAAUUAAUCUCUUUUUUAGUGUGUUUUAUGUGUGUUUUAUAUCAGUGAUUUUAUUUUAAUAUGUGUUUAUUAUGAGAUUGGUUCAGCUCCCUUUUAUACCUGCUGCAAAAGAAUAAAUGUGGCUUUUAUCUACAUACAGGAUAGAGUGGACUGUGGAGAAAGUGUCAAAAGCUACUGUUUGAGUAAAAGAGCAGAUCCCACAGCACUGGAAAAUUUUGUUUUCAUGUAGAUCAUCCAAAUACUUGUGACUGUUUCUAAACCAGCUUCUUACACAACCUGUAUAUAUUAGAAUCUUAUAUUUUUCACCACAGACAACUGGUUGGGGUGUCUGCUUAUUUUGUAGGUAGGAGAUAAUGACUGUGCAACACCAUUAUAGUGACAUAACUUUAAAAUCAAAGGUUAUAAGGUUGGAUAUAUUAACUGUGCGGAUAUAUAAGUGUUGCACUCCACAAAGGGUGCUGUGUGUCAAGAACAUGAUAUUAUAAAUAAAUGGUCUUCACUUUUGAUUUUAGGUAAAAAGGUGUGUUAUAUUGGAAACAAGUAGAAACGUACAGUAGAAUGAAAGAAAUGUCAAAGAAUAUUGACUAACCUAUUGUGAUAAGAAGUUUGUCUCUCUGUCCAGGCCCUGAGAAGACAAUAGGUAAAGGUGCUGUGCGUUCAGCAAUUAUUUAAAUGGCAUUAUACUUAGAAACCUAAAUAUUAGAAUCCAUAGGUGAACUGCUUCUAUUGAAGAAAAUGGAAGUUUCACUUCACAAAGAUGCUUUUCACACCUUUGCAUGCAUAUACAGCUUGACAGAUUUUUAAGGAUGUGAAUAAAACAGGUAUGAAAGUAACUGAGGUUUAAGUAUGAUUAAUUAUAAUAAAUUUUAAAGUGUCAAUAUUGUUAUGAAUAUUGCAAGUUGUAAUGGAGAAAAGAUUUUCUUUUUAACUAAAUGCAAGCUCAGAAUCUAAUACACUCUCUAAGAUGAAAGAGUUAAUCUUUUUAAAUCUCCCACUGAAAGUCCCAAAGCAUGGAUUUCAUUGGUUUUUUUCCAUCAGUACAGAAAUCCUUGUGAGGUUAAAUGGAUUUACCAUGUUCCCUUACAAUCCUGAGAUUGUCAAGUGAAUUGAUACAUUCUGUAGUAGAUCUUUUUCCUGUAACAAUAGCUGACAUGAAUGAAGUUAACCCUCAUUUUUAAUAUAGGCUACACAUUGUUUCCAAUCUUUUUUAAAAUUGUAUGAUUGCAGGACUGCAAUGGGCAUAGAAAUAGCACGAAUUAAUCCUCUGUUUUGGCAAUUCUGUUACAGUAACAAAAAUAAAGGUUCCAGUUAAACAUUUAUUCUCAUCACUGCUCCUAAAGCUAAAAUAGAAAAAUUAUGUAAAAUAAAGCUAUCCUUGUUGAUGUUAAUUGUUGCAUUUCCUGAGUUUCUGCAGUUGACAGGCUGUGACAGGAGAUAUGUAUUUUCCAGAACUGCUUUUUGCAGGUUAUACUGAUUUAAGAUGGUUACAAGGAAAAAAGACAAUGCAGAUAAAAAGCAUUAUGACUUCCUACCAAAGUAUGGCACAUGCUCAUCUUGUAUUUCUUUCUCUUUCUUUGAAAAUCAUAAUUAGAGAAAGACAGAGAAGGUUUUGAAACCUAAUAAAAAGGAAAUUAAAAAUAGGGUAAGAAACCAGCAAAAAUUUAAAAAAAAAAAUCUGUAAUCUUUAAAAUUAUUAGAAGAAUUUAGCAGAUAUUUAAGCACACAUCAAUGGGUUGUGUUGUGCAAAACAGUUUCCCAGAGCGUUCAAAUUCUGGCUGUAUGAGAAGCUGGGAACAAUACUUUGUGUUUAAUCCAACUCACAGUUCUCAGUUGCUCUGUGACAAUGGAUUCAGGAGUGAUGGGCUCAUUUUCCCUAACCUGGCUGGAAAAACCAAGUACCAGUCCAUCUAACAUGCAUUAUGCAAUAUAGAUGCUUAAAAAAUAGUAUUUUGCACCAUGCAUUGCAAUGAUUAUCACACAACUUUAUGGACGUUAUGCAGCCAGCCAGAUAUUUCUAAAAAUAUUACCUAGAACAUUUCAGAGCUGAUCGAAUUCUAGAUAAUAAAAGCAACAUCUGCAUUCAUGAUGUGUAAAAAUACAUCCAUAGGUCCUCAGCCUUUAUGCAUCUAAUUGCACAAUGAUCUGACAGAGUUCUGUGGGAAAGUUCCUCCCAUACUACUAUUGUUGAGUAAAUUAUGGAAAUUUAAAAGAAAAUAAUAAAUGCCUGCUUCAAAGAGAUUUAUUUCAGAGAAAAAAAAUUGUAUUAACAAAGAGAAUUUUUAAGAUAUAUAUAAAUAUUCCUAACAUACAUUUUUAUCUUGAAAUACACUUUAAACAUCAACACAAAUACAGAAAGGUAUUGAAAAAAAAAAAGAAAAAAGAUACUGUGUAAUUUUUUACUAGAUCUUAUUAUGACAAGCUAUUGAUCACUUAAAUCAUAGAAUCAUAGAAUGGUUUAGCUUGGAAGGGACCUUUAGAGGUCAUCUAGUCCAACCCCCCUGCAGUGAGCAGGGACAUCUUCAACUAGAUCAGGUUGCUCAGAGCCCUGACCAACCUGACCUUGAAUGUUUCCAGGGAUGGGGCAUCUACCGCCUCUCUGGGCAACCUGUGCCAUUGUCUCACCACCCUCGUUGUAAAAAAAAUUCUUCCUUACAUCUAAUCUAAAUCUACCCUCUUUCAGUUUAAAACCAUUAUCUCUUGUCCUAUCACUACAGACCCUAUUAAAAGGUCUGUCCCUAUCUUUCUUAUAAGCCCCCUUUAAUUAUUGAAAGGCUGCAAUAAGGUCUCCCUGCAGCCUUCUCUUCUCCAGGCUGAACACCCCCAAAUCAGCCUGUGUUCAUAGCAGAAGCACUCCAGCCCUUGGAUCAUUUUUGUGGCCCUUCUCUGGACCCGCCCCAACAGGUCCAUGUCCUUCUUGUGCUGAGGGCUCCAGAGCUGGAGGCAGCACUCCAGGUGGGGUCUUACCAGAGAAGAGCAGAAGAGCAGAAUCACCUCCCUUGACCUGCUGGCCACGCUUCUUUUGAUGCAGCCCAGGAUAUGGCUGGCCUUCUGGGCUGCAAGUGCACACUGCCAUCUCAUGUCCAGCUUUUCAUCCACCAGUACCCCCAAGUCCUUCUCCGCAGGGCUACUCUCAAUCCCUUCCUCCCCCAGCCUGUACUCAUACUGGGGGUUGCCCUGACCCAGGCGCAGGACCUUGCACUUGGCCUUGUGGAAUUUCAUGAGGAUCUCAGAGGCCCAUCUCUCAAGCUUGUCCAGGUCUCUCUGGAUGGCAUCCCGUCCUUCUGGAGUGUUAUUAAACUUACUGGUUAAUACUACAAAUUAAUUAUUUAGUCUAACAAUCUAAUUAAACUUUUAAGAAAUGUAUUAAAUGCCAUUUAGAAUCACGGUGACACUUUUUUUCUAAAACUACAAAAUUGUCUUUUUAAGUAAGCAUAAAGCUAGAAGUAGUAUGUUGGCCACUGCUAGUAAUUCAUAUUAGUUAUUUUAUCUAAUUAUACCAGCUAGCAACAUGGAUAGCAUUGAAACUUGCUUUACAUAACUUUGUGCGGUUCCUUCGGUAUUUCUAGCCUGAACAUUAUGUCCUAAGUUAGAUGUAGGUAUAUAUAACUGCAAGACUAUAACACAGAUAGGUAGUAAGGUAAACCUACAGCUUUAUAAAUCAAGCCUAAUCAGAGUCAAGAAACUCAUCAGAGCAGUGACACAGUCCUGUGUCAUGGUGGUAGCCUGCUCCAUUAGUCUCAGACCUCCCACAGGUGAGACUAUCUUGAUUCUUAGGCUCUCAUAUUUUAAAGGACAUGUUGGCAAACUCAUCACGUGUUUUUCCCAUGGUUAUCUAGAUGCCCAUCCUCUUCUCAUCACUCUUAAUGCGUUUUACUCUUAGAAAAGAAUGAUAAAAAAGGAGUUAGGGGGACAAGCAGAGACAAGGACACUCUUCUUGGAGUGCCCUACUGAGCCCUGCAGGUUCUUCUUAGUCCUUAAAACAUGAGUUGUUUCUGUACAGGAGCCCAGCUUCAGGGGAAGGCUGGAAAGGGCGGGGGAGAGCGGAUGCAUGUCCGAUGCAGGCUCCGGGAGAACUGGUCCAGGGUCUUCCGUUUCCUGGCUGAUUUGGCAGGUAGGAUACUGGAUGAACUGACUGCGGUAGCACAAACAGCAUUUCAUAUGACAGUGAAGAGUCUAGUCCAGCAUAGUGUUUUGAAGACCACUGUGGCUCUCUAGCCUCAAGGUGGAAUCCUUUGCACUGGAUGUCAGAGGGGCAGUGGCCACCCUGAGCCCACACAUACCCUGACACCACAUCCCAGCAAGGCAUGGCAAUGGGGGCAUGUCUUGUGCCCAAAACGGUUCCCCAGGAAUGCAUAAGUGUUGAAAAUGUCUUUUGAGUUGCCUUACACCUUAAAUAAUACAGUCUGAGAAUUUGACAUGUAGUUUCUGCUCCUGGGGUCCACGGUCUAAAAAGGCAUUUUAGCACCUAUCUUGUAGACAGACAGGAGUGUUUUUGGAACUAGCCUUUAGCGUCAGACUUCCAAAGCCGUUUAGGGGAUUAACUCCUAUUGAGCAUUUAGGCUUUAAAGAAAAUAAGUCUUUUUUCACUUGUGCUGGGAAAUACUCACUGAGACAGAGUUUCUGCUACUGUAAAUAAAUACCAUUGAUUUGAACUUUCACAUAGCUCAAUAACACAGAAGGUUUAGAGGGCCAUGAUGCAGAUAAGAUUUUAAAAUAAAUUUAAAAAAAAAAAAAAAACGAACCCUGGUUCCCAGAUGUCUUUAUGAUAACAAAAAAGUCACCACCACUCCUCAGAAAAAAACCAAACUAGAAAUGAAACUGAUGAUAGUGAGAUUAGUCCUCUGAAAUCUUUUCUUUUUCUGAAGUAAGGUUUCUUAUUUGGAUCUCUCAGGAGUAAACUAGCAUCCAGCUGUUAUCAAACUAGCAAAUGCAGCUAGCACCUAUACUUUAACUGUUCUGCCUGCUUUGUUGCAUUGGUCCUCUCCUCCUGUCCACUAGUCCUGGGAUAAGACCUGGAUAGGAGGUAGGUGGUUAAGUUGCACAGCACGGUUAGAACAAGUUAUUUCUGAGUCUUCUUGAAAAAAGUUAGGUGCUUAACAGAAAAGAUGCCUGUGAAUUUAGAGCAGGUGGAGGUCAGAAGGCAGAUUAAGUGCUGGACUAUCCUGCCUAACAUGGGGGUUUGGAGGAGUCCAGCUUCUUGUGUUCCUUGGUAGGUCCAGCCCUUAAAGCAGACUGUUUCCUCACAGAAACAUUGGUUCACCCCAAGAUGCUCAGCCAAGGGAGAGCAGCAGACAAGCAGAAAGAGCAGUAACAUGACUAUAUUACAGGGUCAGAGGAGCUCUUCAAGGUAAAGGAACAUAUUUGAAAUGAAUAAAGAAAGUAACAGGAGAUCAUGUAUGUUACUGUUCUAACUUUCACCUUCUUUCAUAGACUGUAAUUUUGGAAUUUGCCCUGUUGAUCCAAACUCUGGCAACUGCCUCUCCCACAUUCAGAAGUCCCAGCAAAGACUGACUGCAAAUAAUUUUUUUCUCUGAUGUUUGUUUUAGACAGAUGUGAGCUUAUGUCCUUUAAAGACUUAGUGGUACUAUUAAUCAUGGAUUUUUCCUUUGAACGUGGGACUUACAUAAACAUCUACCUUUUUCAUCCAGCAUAGAAGAUCAAAUUUUUGUUGUUGUGGAAAAGAAAUCUGUUCUUACUUUUCUUAAAAUCUCAUAGAUUAAUUUUCCAGUUACAGAGAAGGUAGUUACCCAGUGAUUAAAGACUCAGUGUUUUUAAUGAAAAUUUGCUUUAUGAUGUCUAUUUCCAUUCAGCCAAGUUUCUAAGGCCUUAAAACAACAUAAAAAAGACAACUAUCUUACAGGUUAGACAGUAUGCUGAGCUGGUUACUAUCCAUAGUUGUGUCAUGUUCCUUGAUUUUUUUUUUCCCCUCCCUCUUAACUAUUUGGGCAAGUGGUGCAGCAUGAAAUAGCACAAUUGUUCAACAUAAAAUUUCUAAAUUACAGUUGAUGAGGUUCAUUCAAAAGGAACUAAAACCUUCCAAAAGAAAGAAAUCUAAUCUAUGGGAAAUAUUGAAAAUAAACAGCAAUAAACAAUAGCUUGUACUAUUUUACACUGGAAAGUUUAUUUACGUAAUCCAAACUCUGUCACAUCAAAUAGACUCUUGCUGGGUCCCAUCCUGCCAGGCUCAUAAAAUAUUUAUAGAGUUUUAAUAUUACAUUUCAAAUUAUACUUUUGUAAGUUUUUCUUGUGUGUAGUUUACUAGUUUCUAAGCCAAUGAGAAUAUUGGUAAGUUUGGGGUUGUUUUCUUUCUGGUUUUCAUUUAUAUAGGUCUCAUGUUCAGCUGCUGUUCACUGAUAUUACCAUGGUACAAAAAUGAAGCUGUUGCUUUGGGUUUGUUUUUUGAGAAAAAUAAUAUAUUGUUCUUAUUCUGCUAUGUGUGAUGUGCUUUACCCUGUGGACUAUCCUGGUAGAAGUAAUAUGUCUAUGGAAUUUGAAUUAAAACAGAUUAAAUACCUGCAAAGAUGUGCACUACAGAUUUUUUUUCUUCUUUCUUCUUUCUCAAAAAUUAUUUUGAAAAGACAAGCUAAAAGUACCAAGGGAGGCAAGAAAUAAGGGCAUUACCAGAAAUAAUCAAACAGUCUGGUAUUCUGGGUACUUAACCUCAACCUGUCCCCAGUCUUACCCUCAGUAAAGUAAGGAUGUACUUUGACUGUCUCUACAAGCAGUGAAACAGUACUAACUUCUCGGCUUAUGGAUAUUUCUGUGUCAGGGUUCUAACUGAGAACUUCACAGUAAUCACAUUCAUUGCAUUAUUGUUUUGGCAAUUUAAUAUAAAUGUGGUCAUCAAAGAAAUGACCUGAUGCUACAGGGUUUUAUUUGUAAUGUUGUGCACAACUUAGAAUUAUCUGCUAUGACAUUUGAAUACUCAGGAAGUAAACCAACAUAUUGAUAAGAGAGUUCUGUGUAUCCUCAUCAACUUCACAUGCAAGCAUUUAUAUAUCACAAAACCUUCAGUAAGUGAAAGAAAAAAAAAAACUAUCCCUCGCAAUGUGUAUGUGUCCUUGUUCAGGAGUACACAAAACCAAAAUGAGAUGUUUUCUAAUGGUAUAAGACAUUGUAAACAAUUUAAGUCUUCAGUGCUAGGUUGAAGGACAGUUUAGUUUAGGUUUUUCGAUUUUUAGCUGAAGUGUAGGAUAACGACACAAUGCUACGAUUGCUCAAAUAGUUCAGAGAAGCCUUGUAUCCACAUUAUUCUCAGAGACCGUAGACUCCUGUUUUCCCAUGCAAGUGAAGAAAGUUUUCCAUUGGAGAAGGCUACACAAAAUGUGCUUUUCACUGUCAAGCUGUUGAUGCUCCUUCCUAGCCGGCCAGGUGGAACCAGUUACUGAUCCGUAGGCAGACGCAUGAUGCCUCCCCCUCGAUCCUUUUCAAAAAACAAAAACAAAACCAAAACCCAACAUAUUCAGCAACACUUUUACGAAUGCUUCAAGAGAAAAGAGGAAUCAAGCAUAGGUGGGCCAGGCACACAGUUUUUAGUGUGCAGACAUAUAUGAUUAUCAGCUGUCAUGGUGACACCUUCAUCUACUGGGAUUUCGUCCUCAGUAACACAGCAGAUUUGUAAAAGGCCAAAAGAUGUGUAGAUCCUAAUUCUCAGGUCUGCCUUCUAGUUCUGUUUGUUUAAGGAUAUUUUUUUUUUUGUCUGUUUGUUCAAUUUCUGUGUGGUUUCUUCUGUAGGUUUCAGCAGAAUGUAUACAUACGCACACAUACAACUACAUGUGUGUGUGUAUUGUUCUGUAAAUGUUCUCAAUCAUGCUUUUUUCUGCUUUGCAUCAUUUAUUCAUGUAUCUUCCAUGUUCUCAUUUAUUUUUUGUGCAACUAAACCUUAAAAUAAAUUAUUAUUAAAUAUAACCUGA